CCGGGAUGACAGCGGCGGGGGUGGCGGCUGCUGCAGCGCGGGGCUGAGCGAGCGGCGUGCGAGCCAGGGGAAGAGGAGGAAGUGGAGCCGCGACCCGGAGCUCCGGAGUCAGGGGCCGCGCCGAGAUCCGCCCGGUUUUGCAGAGCGAGCCGAGUCCGGACCUGGGAAGACUUCCCUCCGGGCUCCUAUCUUCCCGGCCCGGCUCCUGCCGCCGCGGGUCCUCGCUGGCGUCCUCAGCAGCCCCGCCUGCCCCGGCCCCGGAUUCCGCGUCGGGACGCUUCCAGCCCCACGGUCCGGGACGUCGUGCCCGGGGCUCCGGAGCCCCCGACUCUGAUUCGGUGCACCUGGGCGGGACGCCCCUGGCCCACCAUACGGGUCCAUGGUUGCGGGCUCGGUCCCAGCCUUUUCUAGUGUGUGUCGGAGCCCCCAGCCCUCCGCCCGGCGUUAACGCUGGUUGUCCCCAAGAUCCCGACUGAGUGCAAAGGAGCCCGGACGCCCCCAGCCUCUGUUUCCCCGAGACCUGGACCAGCUGCUUCCCACCGGUGCUUAGGACUUGGGAGCGGCGAGCGCCCAGGAAGCCCCGGCCGGGUCAAGCGCCCCGAGAAGGCUCCCGGGCAGGUUGGACAAUCGGACUGAAGGUCGGACUGAAUCAGACCUGGGUGGUACUGCGAGCCGAAGCUGCCUCCUUCCUGCGGUCCCAGGCCAGGGACUUGGCGCUUGCCCCGAAGAGAACACAGGGGCCCCUCUGCCCCGGCGGCCGGCGGGAGCCGAGAGCUGCAGCUCUCCCAGUGAAGUGACAUCACCACCUCCCUGACAGGCCGCCCCUGGGAGCCCAGCUCACAGCCACUGGUACCUUCUUCCAGGACCAGCCUGGGGCCCCAUGGGCUCCUGAGGGCCAGGCACCAGGGCCUUGGGCACAAGCAUGGUAAGACACCAGCCCCUGCAGUACUAUGAGCCCCAGCUGUGCCUCUCCUGCCUCACCGGCAUCUACGGCUGCCGCUGGAAACGCUACCAGCGCUCCCAUGAUGACACCACACCGUGGGAACGCCUCUGGUUCCUGCUCCUCACCAUCACCUUCGGCCUCACGCUCACCUGGCUGUACUUCUGGUGGGAAGUCCACAAUGACUACGAUGAAUUCAACUGGUACCUCUACAACCGCAUGGGCUACUGGAGUGACUGGUCCAUGCCCAUCCUCAUGAUCACAGCCACCGCCUUCACUUACAUUGCGGGCCUCCUGGUGCUGGCACUGUGUCACAUCGCCGUGGGGCAGCAGAUGAACCUGCACUGGCUGCACAAGAUAGGGCUGGCGGUCGUCCUGGUGUCCACGGUGGUGGCCAUGUCGGCCGUGGCCCAGCUGUGGGAGGAGGAGUGGGAGGUGCUGCUGAUCUCCCUGCAGGGCACGGCUCCAUUCCUGCACAUGGGGGCCCUGGCCGCCGUCACCGUGCUCUCCUGGGUCGUGGCAGGACAGUUCGCCCGGGCAGAGCGGUCCUCCUCCCAGAUGGCCAUCCUCUGCGCCUUCUUUGCUGUGGUGUUUGCCCUCUACCUGGCCCCCCUCACCAUCUCCUCUCCCUGCAUCAUGGAGAAAAAGGACCUGGGCCCCAAGCCCGCCCUCAUUGGCCACCGCGGGGCCCCCAUGCUGGCCCCAGAGCACACGCUGAUGUCAUUCCGGAAGGCCCUGGAACAGAGGCUGUAUGGGUUACAAGCUGAUGUCACCAUCAGCCUGGAUGGCGUGCCCUUCCUCAUGCACGACACCACCCUGCGGCGCACCACCAACGUGGAGGAGGAGUUCCCGGAACUCGCCCGCAGGCCCGCCUCCAUGCUCAACUGGACUGUCCUGCAGAGACUCAAUGCUGGCCAGUGGUUCCUGAAGACGGACCCCUUCUGGACGGCCAGCUCCCUGUCACCCUCCGACCACAGGGAGGUCCAGAACCAGUCCAUCUGCAGCCUGGCGGAGCUCCUGGAGUUGGCCAAGGGCAAUGCCACACUGCUGCUCAACCUGCACGACCCUCCUCGGGAGCAUCCCUACCGUGCCAGCUUCCUCAACAUCACGCUGGAGGCCUUGCUGCGCUCCGGCUUCCCCCAGCACCAGGUCAUGUGGCUGCCCAACAGGCAGAGACCCUUUGUACGGAAGGUGGCUCCUGGCUUCCAGCAGACGUCAGGCUCCAAAGAGGCAGCUAGCAGCCUGCGGAGAGGUCACAUCCAGUGGCUGAACCUGCGCUACACUCAGGUGUCCCACCAGGAGCUCAGGGACUAUGCGUCCUGGAACCUGAGUGUGAACCUCUACACGGUCAACACGCCGUGGCUCUUCUCCCUGCUGUGGUGCAUGGGGGUCCCGUCUGUCACCUCCGACAACGCCCACACCCUGUCCCGGGUGCCUUCCCCCCUCUGGAUCAUGCCCCCGGACGAGUACUGCCUCAUGUGGGUCACCGCGGACCUGAUCUCCUUCACCCUCAUCAUUGGCAUCUUCGUGCUCCAGAACUAUCACUUGAUCAGGUGGCGCCUGGGUGGCAUACGGAGCUACAACCCCGAACAGAUCAUGCUGAGCGCAGCGGUGCACCGGACCAGCCGGGAUGUCAGCAUCAUGAAGGAGAAACUCAUCUUCUCAGAGAUCAGCGACGGCAUGGAGGUCUCUGACGAGUUCUCUGUAUGUUCAGACAGCAGUUGUGACACAUACGCCAACAGCGCCACCACCCCAGUGAACCCCCGAGGGACUGGCAGCCGUGCCAAGACCCUCAGGGACCGGAGUGGCCGUUAGCUGGAGACUUCUCCCCAGGCUGUGCCUAAUGCAGAGACCAGGGAACCCAGAAGAGCUGGCAGAAGCCUGUCUGGACGUGGAGUGCUCUGGGAGCGGGCUCCACCCCUUGUCCGCCAUGGCCUCUCUUGCAGGGGACUCCUCUCUCCCGAGGCCCAGCUGGGCCAGGACUCCAGCCUCUCAGAUGCCCCUGCAGGCCUGGGGAUCCUUCUUCUGAGAAGUGCGGGGCCUGAGCCCUGGUCUUCCCUUGCACCUCGACCUGGAAGCUUUGAUGGGUCACCGGGCCACACCUUACCCCGUGACCAUCCUCCUGUUCGUGCUGUGAGGCAGCCAACUUUUCCAUGUUCCUCCUGCCUUGAGGACCUGGAGCUGGGCCUCUGCCCCCAGCAGCUCUACUCUUCACGUCAGUCUCAAAGCACAAGGAGAUCCCGCCCAGGAGGAGAGGCUGCUGCAGUGGGAGACACUCCUUCCGGCCAGCCUCCCGCUACCCGUGGCCCUGCCCCCGGAGAGCAGCUGGGAAUGGCCAGAAGAGCAGGCUCAGGGCUGCUCAGCCCCUAACCCAGGUGUCCAACAGGCCUCCAGGGCAGAGUGGCCACAGACUGACACGACCUCAGUGGCCACAGGGCAGGGGCCACCUGGGGUGGGCAUGUGGCCAAGGUGAUUAAAGCUGCCAUCUUGACAUGUCAUUUCUGAAUUGUCUGUGGAAGGAUGGGGACCAAACUUACUGGGUUUGGGGACCAGUAUCCCCAUACUGAGGUGGGGGAGACGGUCUUGGAGAGGUAAAGUGACCGUCCAAGGCCACAAAGAACACACAGCACCAGAAUCCCACCCGGGCUCUUGCCCCAGAGUGUGCGCAUGUUCUGUAGCCAGCCGGGAACAGCGUGGAAGGUGGGGAGGGCUCCUGGGUCCGACACGGGGGCGGGCAUGGGGCUGAGAGCCCUUCACAGCCACGUGGAGGUUCCGGUUCCUGAGCUCCCUGGCCUGUGCAGUGACAGACCUGCAGCCAGGAGAUGGCGCUCCGCCAUGGCAGAGGUUUGGCUUGGACUCCGCAAGGCUUCGGACUUGACCAGAGCGGGCCCACCCCAUUCCUGGCACGCUGGGGUGUCUGGGCUGUAAGCCCCAAUAGAGCCAACAGAUGUCCCUUCCUGUCUCUCAGUCCUUGGACCUCUGCCCUCCACAAGGGGUCAGCAGUGGAGUCAGGGCCGGUCUGUCACUCCUACCUUUGUCCGAAGCGUCUGUAUGACCCUGGGUGUGUCCGAAAGGAGGAAGGGGGGAAGCUGAGCCCCAGCACCAGCCUGUAUUAAAUAAACAUGGUGCUUUCUGGGAACCGA
Messenger RNA from Molossus molossus (Pallas's mastiff bat), 4083 nucleotides. RefSeq names its product glycerophosphodiester phosphodiesterase domain containing 5 (gene GDPD5). The record is from RefSeq and is a predicted model, not a curated record. Gene Ontology annotation, biological process: lipid metabolic process; positive regulation of neuron differentiation. Gene Ontology annotation, molecular function: glycerophosphodiester phosphodiesterase activity. The transcript has 18 exons. Bases 923 to 2755 code for a protein of 610 amino acids. Gene Ontology annotation, cellular component: plasma membrane. Lineage: Eukaryota; Metazoa; Chordata; Mammalia; Chiroptera; Molossidae.